AUGCCUGAGUAUCUUGCACAAACAAAUACAGAUAUUCCAAAGCUCAAAGAUGAAGACCUAUAUAAUUUAGUCGCCGCUGCAAAAGUAUCAUUAUCUCAAGAGCCAACUUUACUUAGAUUAACUGGUGAUUUCGUUAUUGUGGGUGAUCUUCAUGGUAAUUUACGUGAUUUGUUAAGGAUCAUAGCAACAAAUGGAAUUCCACCAUCAAGGAAAUACAUUUUUCUUGGGGAUUAUGUCGAUAGAGGUGAUUUUUCAGUUGAAGUACUUACUCUUCUGUUUUCUUUCAAACUUAUCUAUCCAGAAUGCAUAUACAUGAUCAGAGGAAAUCAUGAAUUUGAACAAACUAAUUCAGUGUAUGGAUUUAAGAACCAAGUAUUAGAAGUGUAUGAUGAAGCUAUGUAUAACCAUUUCAAUGAAUGCUUUGCAUAUCUACCUCUUGCAGGAAUUUUGAAUGAUACAUUUUUCUUAGUCCGUGGUGGCAUUAGUCCAUUGCUUAACUAUGUGAAAGAGAUAGAAGUCAUUCCUAGACCAAUAUAUUCAUGCUUUGAGCAAUAUUCGAAGAGCUUUGUUCCAGAUCUUCUCUGGAGUGAUCCUGGAGAAGCCGAGAUUACUUUUUUAAAGAACUACAGAGGAUUUGGAUAUCUGUUUGGUGCCUUAGCCGCUCACACUUUCUUGAAACAAAAUAAUUUGAAACAUAUUAUUCGUUCUCAUCAAUGUGUGAACGCCAUUCAGAACAGUUUCAACGGAUGCGUGAUGACAGUAUUCUCAUCCAGCUGUUAUUCUCAUUCUACUCGAAAUACAAUGGGUGUCAUUGAAAUCUUCGGAACUUCAAUGAAGCCAAUCAAGUAUGAUGCUCUAGAACAGAUAAAGAAAGACUUUGUAACAUACAGAUUCGUAGAUCUUACAGAAAGAAUGCCAUAUACCUUUAAUAAGCACUUUACAUCACCUUUGAAGCCACAGUGCCGGCCAAGAAGAGCGACGGUUGGUGAACUGAUCAAAGCCAACAGAAGAUCAUCGACAGAUAUAACACAAACUUCAGCAUUUCCAAGACUUAUUUUAACACAGACACAAAAGAGUAAAAGGAACUCUGUGAAUAUACCAUCUGGACAUAUGGUAAUACCACCUUUGCCUGGAUCACUUUUAGCUUAA
Messenger RNA from Trichomonas vaginalis G3, 1149 nucleotides. RefSeq names its product phosphoprotein phosphatase protein. Bases 1 to 1149 code for a protein of 382 amino acids. The record is from RefSeq and is a predicted model, not a curated record. Lineage: Eukaryota; Parabasalia; Trichomonadida; Trichomonadidae. The transcript has a single exon. Gene Ontology annotation, molecular function: protein serine/threonine phosphatase activity. Gene Ontology annotation, cellular component: nucleus; cytoplasm.